AUGCCGUCCCCCAAGACUAUCGGCUUCAUUGGCCUUGGGACCAUGGGGUUGCCGAUGGCCAGAAUUCUCCGAAAGAAAUGUGUCGAAUCCCAUCUUUACGUCUAUGAUAUCAAUGUGAAAGCGACGGAGGCAUUCGUCGCCGAAGAGCCUGGUAGAGUCACAGCUUGCUCGAACCCUCGGACCGUGGCGGACAAGGCAGAGGUGGUGGUUUCCAUGGUUCCUGCGGGGCCUCAUGUAAUCGACGUAUACUUGAACCCAGAUGAUGGCGUUCUCAGGGCAAAUGUCGACGGAAAGCUGUUGGUGGAUUGCUCAACUAUUGACGUGGCAAGCUUCGAUCAAGUUCGUGCAAGAGUCACAGAAUCACAUCCCAACACUCACUUCUAUGAUGCCCCAGUCUCUGGAGGCUCCCUGGGCGCAGAGGCAGGCACUCUCACCUUCAUGGUUGGAUGCUCCAAAGGCGAUCCUCUAUGGGACGAUUUGCAUGACCUUCUCAAAUGCAUGGGCACAUCCAUCUUUGCAUGUGGCGGCCAAUCGCUGGGCUUGACUGCAAAGCUUUGCAACAACUAUUGCUCAGGUUUGAUUGCUAUCGCCACGGCAGAGGCCAUGAAUAUUGGCAUCCGAUCGGGCAUGGAUCCUACCGUGCUAGCCAGUAUCUUUGCCACGUCAACAGCACAAAGUCGUAUCUGCGACAAGUGGAACCCAGUGCCUGGGAUCUGCCCAGAGGCGCCAUCUAGCCAUGAUUAUCGUGGAGGGUUCAAGGUGGAAUUGAUGAAGAAGGACUUUGGCCUCGCUGUUGAUGCGGCAAAACAGGUUGGAGCCCGUCUUUGUCUCGGAGAUGCAGGGUUGAAAACCUACGAGGAAGCGUCGGAGGAUCCGAAUUGUGUUGGCCGUGACUCACGGGUUGUGUUUCGAUAUAUUGGUGGCAAAGAGGACUGGAGCAAUGAUAGUCACAAGUAG
Molecule: messenger RNA, 957 nt
Organism: Pestalotiopsis fici W106-1
Lineage: Eukaryota; Fungi; Ascomycota; Sordariomycetes; Amphisphaeriales; Sporocadaceae
Exons: 2
Coding region: 1-957 (318 amino acids)
Biological process (GO): L-valine catabolic process
Cellular component (GO): mitochondrion
Molecular function (GO): NADP binding; NAD binding; 3-hydroxyisobutyrate dehydrogenase activity
Source: RefSeq, a predicted model, not a curated record